AUGACCAACAGGUGCGUCCUCCAGCUCACCGUCCUGCUGUGCCUCACCAGCGCCGCGCUCUCCGUGAACUACGGCGUGCUCCGAUUCCGACAGAGAAGCAGCAAUUCAGCCUGUCUGGAGCUCCUGCGGCAGCUGAUUAGAAGCCCUCAGAAUUGUCUGGGUGACACGAUGGACUUCCAGAUCCCCAAGGAGGUUAAACAGCCACAGCAGGUCCAGAAGGAGGAAGCCAUGGUGGUCAUGCAUGAGAUGUUCCAUCAGAUCUUCAGCAUUUUCCGAAGAAGUUUCUCCAGCACCGGCUGGAAUGAGACCAUCGUCGAGAGCCUUCUGGAGGAGCUCCAUUGGCAGAUGGACCGCCUGGAGACAGCCCUGAAGGAAACCUUGCAGGAGGGAAAGUUCCCCUGGGAAAACAGGACCGUGCUGCGCCUGAAGACCUACUACUUAGGCAUCCUACAGUACCUGAAGGCCAAGUCCUACAGCCAAUGUGCCUGGACUGUCGUCCAAGUGGAAAUCCUCAGGAACUUCUCCUUCCUUAAUGGACUCAUAGAUGCCCUCCAGGACUGA
Molecule: messenger RNA, 561 nt
Organism: Eptesicus fuscus (big brown bat)
Lineage: Eukaryota; Metazoa; Chordata; Mammalia; Chiroptera; Vespertilionidae
Gene: IFNB1
Product: interferon beta 1
Exons: 1
Coding region: 1-561 (186 amino acids)
Biological process (GO): positive regulation of peptidyl-serine phosphorylation of STAT protein; T cell activation involved in immune response; defense response
Cellular component (GO): extracellular region
Molecular function (GO): cytokine activity; type I interferon receptor binding
Source: RefSeq, a predicted model, not a curated record